AUGAAGCUGACAGGUGCUGAAGGAGGAUCAGUCACUCUGAACCACCGCGUGCUGCAGAGUGGAGGACUUACUUUUGAAGGAAAACUUAUUGCUGAGGUCAAGAAUGGGAAAAUUGAGAUUAGUGAAGAAAUUUAUAAGGACAGGAUUUUCUUGGACGACAAAACCGGAUUCAUUAUGAUCAGAGACCUGCAGAUGAGUGACUCUGGUCCUUAUUUUAUUACCUCCCCACAAAACGGAGGAGUCUUCACGACAUCUCAUGAACUCACAGUAUCCAGUAAGUAAUGCUGUGUAUUUCUGACCUUCUCAAACUUCAUAUGAGACCAAGACAUUUUUUUUAAUUAACAGCAACAGCAACGCAAAGUGUGUCUGACUGAUGUUGGUGCUAAAUGUUCCUGACAGGUGACAGAAACUCUCGGUCCUGGUUCUUCCUGAGUUUGACUCCUCUGUUCCUGUUUUGUGGAGCUGCAGCUGUUUGGAUAAUUUGGACCAGCUUCAAGAGAGGGAGGAAGAAGAGGAGAGAGAGGGAGGAAGAAGAGGAGAGAGAGAGAGACACUGUGAGGGCUGAAUUCCACUGA
Xyrichtys novacula (pearly razorfish) is the source of this 575-nucleotide messenger RNA. The record is from the annotation of a GenBank genome assembly. NCBI's taxonomy places the organism in Eukaryota, Metazoa, Chordata, Actinopteri, Labriformes, Labridae.